Messenger RNA from Bemisia tabaci, 2026 nucleotides. Lineage: Eukaryota; Metazoa; Arthropoda; Insecta; Hemiptera; Aleyrodidae. The record is from RefSeq and is a predicted model, not a curated record.
UUUUUCCAGGGAUCUGAUCCCAGGAUAGCAACGUGUCGUGGAAAGCUACAAAACAAAAGAUCAAAGCUUAAUCAAGAAAUCAAUAAAGAGUUAAGACUGAGGGCUGGGGCUGAAAAUCUCUUCAAGGCGACAACGAAUCGAAAACUCAAAGAAACGGUCGCGCUCGAGUUAAGCUUCGUAAAUUCAAAUUUACAACUCUUGAAGGAACAGUUAGCAGAACUGAAUAGCUCUGUAGAAAUAUACCAAGGGGAAAGCCCGGAGCCAAUGAUGCCGAUGGUACCACUUGGACUAAAGGAAACAAAAGAAAUUGACUUUCGAGAACCCUUCAAAGACUUCAUUCUGGAGCAUUACAGUGAAGAUGGAACUAACUAUGAGGCAGUCAUCGUUGAAUUUAUGGAAAUGCGACAAGCAAUGAGAACCCCAAACAGAGACAACUCUGGUAUAGCUCUCCUUUUCCAAUAUUAUAAUCAACUUUAUUUCGUAGAAAGAAGAUUUUUUCCACCUGAUAGAAGUCUCGGAAUAUAUUUUGAGUGGUAUGAUUCAUUGACUGGAGUCCCCAGCUGCCAAAAAACUGUUGCGUUCGAAAAAGCAUGCGUGUUGUUCAACAUGGCAGCAGUUUAUACACAAAUUGGUGCUAAGCAGGAUCGUCUCACAGAAAAGGGCCUGGAUCAAGCUGUCGAUAGUUUCCUUAGAGCAGCUGGCACAUACACCUAUAUUCAGGAAAAUUUCACAAACGCACCUAGCAUGGAUUUAGCGCCUCACAUGCUCGAUAUGCUGGUCCAUCUUAUGCUGGCUCAGGCACGAGAAUGUUUGUUUGAAAAGUUGGAACUGCAGUCAGAAGAAAAACGGAACAUGGACGUCUGGCUAGAUUUAGCUCAAGAAUCUGCUCAAUUGGCGCAAGUGUACGAGACGGUGCACUCUCUGAUAACAAUGACCUCCGUGCAGGAAUAUGUACCUUACUCUUGGGUGUCACUAGUUCAGGUUAAGGAGCAGCAUUACGCCGGUCUUGCUCAUUUCCACAGUGCAGUCGCGCUUCUUUCCAAAUCCUUGGCUCAGUUCUCUGAAAGAAGCAUAGAUAUGCUCCACUAUCUCCACGUUGAAUCAGACUUUAAAACACCCUCUCAUAUAAAACUGGACAGUGAUGAACGGCGAAAACAUUUAGGUAAAGCCCAUUUGAAGUCUGCCCUGCAGUUGCUCGAAGAAAGUCAAAGAUUACAAAGAAUGUGUCGAGAGCUACGAAGUAAGAAAGCACUAUCCAGAGUUUUAGCAAAAACUGUUGAUAAUGUAAAGGAAACUCUAGCUGACACUGAAGAGGAUGAUGCCUUUAGUGAAAUACUUGAAGCACCUUGUAUUCAGCCCUCAACUAAGUUCCAGCUUUCUUUAACACCGCCCGAUUUUGCACAUUUACCUGUGGAAGAUUUAUUCAAGCAACUAGGUCCUGUGGCAAUAUUUUCUGCGAAACAUCAUUGGACAGCGCCUCGGUCAGUUCGCCUGCAAAGGAGAAACUCGCAUGACACGGGUUUCGGGUUUAGUGUCCGAGGAGACUCUCCUGUAAUUGUAGCUGCUGUUGAUCAAGGCUCUCUAGCUCAUUUUGGAGGAAUGAAGGAGGGUGACUUUAUCGUAGCAAUAGGUAACCAUGAUGUCAAAUGGUCCCAGCAUGAUCAUGUUGUAAAAUUAAUCAAAGAAGCAGGAGACUCCCUAAGCCUGAAACUCGUUUCACCCAUGGACAAGAAUUAUUUAAAGUCAAAACUUAAAUUAAACCCUGGCGAAAGUGGAUGUGGAAGCAGUACAAACAGUAGUUGUAAUGGUGGCACCAAUACGCAAGGAGACAGCCCAAAUGGAUCUGUAAAUACUCACAGAAAACUCACUUGGAACCCUUUUAAAAAACAUCGCGAACGAGAGACAAGUUUCAAUUUUAUAUCGAGAUAAAACUUGUGCCUAUCUACAGUUCCCUCUUUUAAUGGGUCGUUAGUGAAAAAAUGAAUUAAGGUACCACAUUUCAGGUCUCCUCUUCAAAGGACCCCCC